Molecule: messenger RNA, 5341 nt
Organism: Pomacea canaliculata
Lineage: Eukaryota; Metazoa; Mollusca; Gastropoda; Architaenioglossa; Ampullariidae
Product: coiled-coil domain-containing protein 18-like
Exons: 30
Coding region: 385-5130 (1581 amino acids)
Source: RefSeq, a predicted model, not a curated record
ACUCUGGUGAUAAAGACUGUAACCAAUGAACGCAGACGGCGGUUUGUCAAUCGUGCUGCCGUGUUUUCGUUCUGUUGUAUCUAAGUGUGAAAUAAUGAUGUCUCAUCGAAGGCCAGAUUUCCUCCGAGACACACUGGAAGACAUAAACAUUGACUGUGAAGAGAAAUAACACGUGAAUCAUUAAGGUCAUGAAAGUGUUUUCGCGGUUUUCGUGUAGUCAAAUAUGAAGCAGGUCUCUGCUUGUUUCGCUUUUAAUCACUAACGCUUAUGGAGGAGAGAGUUCGUCCUAGUCUGAUCGGUAAUCAUGUUUUUAAAAAAAACCAGAAGUGAAUGCUUGUGACCUGAUUUGAAGGUUAAGUGUGUAGUUAAAAAGUAGACGCAAAAAUGUCGGAGUCAGAUACAUCGGCAUCUGCUAUUGUGCGACAAACUCGUAUGGAUUAUGAAGAAAUGCGAAGAAAGUUGGCAGAAACAGAAAAAAAGUUGAACAAGUUGGCAAGGCUGGAAUCCAAGGCUCUGGAAGAAGAUCGUUUUUUACCUGGAGCCACAGCUAGCCUAGAGGAUUUGGAAAGUGUCAGGUCAGAGCUGAGCACGGUGCCAGGGUCCUAUACAGGUUUUGCCAGUCAACGUUUCCCAGCUAGUACACCGAGUAAGAAGCAAAAGGAUAAUGUCAAGCCGCCCUAUGAAAACUACAACUCUGAUGCAUUUGGUGACUCUCAAGGACAAACAAAUGAUGUUAAACAUUUUCGACAGAAUCAGUGCUUGUUGACAGAAGUGGAAAGACUGGCUGGUGAACUUCAUUUUGCCAGAGAGAAGGAACUAGAGCUCAGGAAUAAGCUCAGCUCACAGCAUGAUCAUGUGAUGGAACUGCAGGAUCGGGUGGAGGAGCUUCAGGGUGAGACAGAGGCGUUGGACAGGGCAUUGAGAUCAUCAGAAGAACACCUGACAGAGAGCCAACAACAGAUGGUCAGUCUUCAACAGCAGUUGUUGUCGUGUCAACAAGAACUUCAAGAUCUUCACCUCGAAGUACAAGAAGAGCAUCGCAUACGUUGCAGCAUAGAAAAACAGAGAGAUGAAGCCCUGCAGAAUUUUCUGGAAGUACAAGAGACUCUAGAGAAGUACCAGCGUCAUAGCCAUGAUAAAAUCAAAUCACUGGAGAAAAGUGAGGAUCAUCUGCGUGAUAGUCUGGCCCACGCCAAUGAAGAGCGCGAUGAACUGUUGCUGAAGGUGGACAGCUUACAGUCUGCUCUUACUGCACACGAACAGGAAAUAGAACGGCUGCAGGCGCUCAGUGCAGUUGAACAAGAAACAAAGCAUGAUAUGGAAACCCAAGCUUUGGAACUGCGGCAGCAUCUGGCAAAGCUUACUGCACGUCUCCAGAAGUGUGAGAAGGAGAUACUUGAGAUCAGUGUGCUGCGGCAGGAGAAUGCUGUCCUUAGUUCUGAGGUUGAAGAAAAUUGUGAGGUCUUCAAUCAACUGGAAGACUUAUUGAAACAGCUACAGCAGAUGCGAGCAACAGAUCAGCAUAAGCAGAUACCAGAUGACAGUGGCCAUGUUAGCUUUCAUUUUGCAUCUGCUUCUGUCACUUCUGGCAAGAACCACAGUGUUUCUUACAGUCAGUCUGACACACUUGCAGCAAACACCAACAACAAUGGUAAAACAGUCGAAGUUGUCCUUAACGAGCUAAGAGCCAUGUUAUUUGAUAUGGAUGAGGAGAUUCAUAGACUUCGAAACCGCCUACUUGCGAAGGAAGAAGAGACCUGUGUCAUAGAUGGUUUGAAGGCAGAAGUUUCACAAUUAGUAAAGAAGGCCAUUCAUGGAGAAGAGCAGACCUCAGAAAUGGAAAAGAUGAUUGGCCGGGUGGAGGCUGACAGAACAUGGUUGGCGCGGCAACUAAUGGAGUGCCAGGAGGAGGUGACAAAGCGUGAUUCACAGUUAGUCACGCUUGAAGCACGCCUCUCACAACGCAACGCCCAGAUCAUUGAGCUUCAGGAGGAUCUUAGCAGGCGCUGCUCAGAAAUGACCUGCCUGGAAAAGGAAGUGUGGAAAAAGUCCAGUCAUGUGAGUCAGAUGGAGACAUUACUUGAGGAAAAGCGAGAAGAGAUUGCCGAGUACCUGGCCAGCGUGACCGAGCUCCAGCGCAAGUCCACAGCCCAGGAAGAAGAAGUGGCAUCUACACGGCAAAAGAUAAAGACCUUGCAGAUGGAGUUAGAGCGACGCCUUGCAGAGGAGACAAAAAGCCAGGCAUUGCACAUGUCUCGGUGCCAGCAGUAUGAGGACCAGAUAGAUGUACUGGAGCAGGACCUACAAAAGAGGAAGUCCCAGUACGAAGCUGUAAAUCAUCAAGCACAUCAGCUACAGCAGGACUGUCAGGAGAAGGAGAACCUGAUUCAGCAUCUAGAGGAAACUAUUGUGGAGACCAGACGGGAGCUAGAGACGACUACAAGGCGUGGACAGGAAGUGUUACGACAGCUUGAAGACAGACUUACCCACAGCUCCCAACAGGUCACACAGCUGGAGUCAGCCCUGUUGUUGUGUCGCAACGAGAUCCAGGAGCAUGUCCAGACCAUAAGGGAGAUGCAACAACAUUUUGAACAUGAGGUCAACAAGCGAGAGCAGUCAAUCAAGCAUUUGGAGCAGCAGCUAAAGGAGGCACAGCGUAAAGCCUCGCAACAGGCAGAGGACAAAAUGCACCUUGAGCAGGAACUGCUAGAGAAAAAUGCUGCCCUGCACCACUGGGAGGCCCACAUAUCAGAGUUGGAACAGAAAGAAGCUUCUCUGCAUGCUUCAGUCAGCCACCUUGAACAGCAGCUACUGCAGACAAAAAGUCGGUGGCGGGCAGAAUCGGAUGAGCUUCACCACAAAAUAGAAGCCCAGUCUGCGGAGCUGGACAAAGCCUUGAGUACAUGCUCAGGCCUGCGGCAAACUGUUAAGGAAAUAGAAGAAGAGGAUCGUCAGUUAUCAUCACAAAAGUCAUUGCUUGAGAAGAGACUGCAGGAGGAGAUCAGCAACAGUCGCACUCAAGUUUCUCAUGCCAAUCGCCUGGAGAAAAAUGUUCGAGAUCUUAGAGUGGAGUUAGAGCAGAAAAUUGAAAUAGUUGGCCAGCUUGAGGAUCAGCUGCAGAACAAAGAGGCCGACCUCCAACAGCAGCUUCAUCUGGUGGAAGAACUUGAUGUCCAGCAACUACGCUUACAGCGGGACCUCAAACAGGCUUUAGAGAAGAGUAGCCUUCUUGAUGAGCAAGUUCAGAAGCUGCAGUUUGAGGUCAAGGCCAAAGAUCAGAUUUUGAAUGACACCCGUGAGAUCCUGAGAAAAACCCAGGCAGAGCUGAGUGAGAAGACUCUGGAGGCCAAGGAACUGAAGGAAGCAGUUGAUGAGCGACAACAAGAACUGGAGGGACGCGUUGCCAUGGUUGCGCAACUGGAACGGACUAUUUGCGAGACUCACAAUGAGAUGAGUCAGCGUAUGGAGCGUGUGGAUAGUACCUUACGCAAGUAUGAGGCUGAGAUCAAAGAACGCACAGGACAGAUUGCUGAUCUAGACGACAAAUUACAACUGGCUCAGGCCCAGCAGAUGGAGACCAGCCUACAGCUGCGCCAGCAGCAGCAGGUGGCCCAGCGCCAGCAGGUGGAGCUGCAGGCAAACUCAGCGAAGAUGGAGGAGCUGGAAAUGACGAAUCAACGCCAGAAACAGAAGCUGGAAGAGCAGAGGCAAGAAAAUGUGGAGGUGACACAAGAACUACGUUUGACAAGAGAACAGCUGCAAACCCAGCACUCAGAAUUCCUGUCCACGAGGCGAGAGCUAGGUGCAGUUAGGCGGGAGUGUGAGCGAUUGUCAAAAGAGCUGGAGGAGGUGAUGAAGGUCCAACGCAGCAAGGACCAGGACACUGCCCGCCUGUCGGAGGAGCUGGGGGCCAGCCAGGCAAGAACAGCCCAGGCAGAGGCACGUCUUCUGGCGGAAACCAAUCGGCUUCAGCGAGAAAAGCAGGAAUUACAGGCAUGCCACAGAGAAGAGCUUGAUGCCUUGACAAAAGCACAUGACCAGGCACAGCAGCAACAUGCGUCAGCAGUGGAAAGGACUACUAGCCUGUCACAUAAGCUGACUGAAAAUGAACGUUUGUAUGAGCAUCGGCUAGACCAGGCAAGGUCAGAGCUGGAAGCACUACAGAAUGAGGUGACAUCACGAAAAGAGCUCAUUCGAAAUGCCAACGAAACCAUUUUUAUGAGGGAUUCAGAGAUUGCCCGCUUGAAGGCCCAGAUUUCGAGAAUGGAGAGGAUGCUUCCGAGUCAUGCCAAGGCAGAGCUGGCCUCAUCUGUGCCAGUCUUGAAGGCAUCAUACCAACCUUCAUCUACAUCCAUUGCCUCUUCUGAAUCCGCCUUUGCCUACUCCAAGGGCUUCCACAACUCACUCAGACAGCAGGCAAGUGUCAACCAGCGUAAAGAACAUCGACACCCCCUCACCUCUACGUCACGGUACGAGGGUGCACCACCUGCACUUUCAGGUGCCCACUUCAACAACAAUGCCAAUCUUAACUCUUCACAAAAUGCCAGUGAGCUGCCAAUGAAAGACACUUGGGCUGACACCAGUGAGAACGAAGAAGGGUACUUAAUGGACCCCAUGAUUUUUUCCUUCGAGAAACUGGAUGGAGAAUUAGGGAAAGCUGAUGGUGAUUUGGGUUCCAAUUCUGAGGUGGACUCAGAGUGCCCCAGGCAACCCUCAGGGUCCGAGACUACCACCAUAGAUCAGGUGCAAGGUGUCUGUGAAGUGACAGGUGGGAAAGCUAUGUUAGAGGUGAAGCAGUCGGUCAAAGUAAAUGCUGGAGCGAAGAAAAAGCCUCAGGCUGUGCUACAUACAGACCGAUUAAAGGGGAAAGUGGGUAAUAAGUCUCAGUCACUCAGCAAGAGGACUUCUCUUGGCAAAGAGGAAAAAGGAGACUACUUUCAUCACCAGUUUGAGCCUGACACACUAAUAGGAACUUACAGAAGUCCAGAAACAGAAGUGAAGUCUAAGUUGGAAGUCAAGGAGCUGCAACAGCAACUAGAAGCUAAUGCACUGAGGCAGCAGGAGAUUGAGCGUCAACUUCAAUCUUUAGACACCACAAGGGAUGUUCCCAAUGAUUCAUCCACCAUGUAAUUGUAUAGCCCAAUAAAGGUUCUGUCAGAAUGAAUAUGCCGAUGUACAUUAAUUUUUUUCUAAUUGUUUGUGAAUAUGUUGAACUUUCUUCUGUGUUAUUUCUUUUAAUAGUCUUGGUUGCAAACUCUGGAAGUCUCCAAAAUAUCUUGUUUCUGACAUCUCUUGAGCAAAAGAUGUGAUGUAAAAAAACAAAUAAACAGCAUUUUGAACU